UUCAGAAAGUUUACUAUUGAUCUGUCUCUUUCUCUGCUUAUUCCUGCAUCAAUUUUUCACAACUUAACCUUUUCUUUUUUUCUCUCAACGCUCUACUUUAGUGGAGCUCCAAGAAGGGCUCCUUUUUUUACAGCAAAAAUUAGGCCCGAACAAAAAAGAAAGCGGCACUUGGCCCGCCUACGAGGUGAGAUUGCCCCAUGGACGGGCCCAAUCCGGGAGCCACUAUACAAAAACACCAGAGAAGGUCAACGUGAAAGUCGGCGUGAAGAAUAUCGCAACAGGCCAAUCAUCCCACCAUCCCGUCCGGACGAUCCAAUCAUCAUUGGCCCAUCACCCGAACAGCUGGAAAUAAAUCUCCGUCGGGUCUUGGAUCGAUUUGCAGCUACUGACCCUCCUCCAAGGCGAUACUUCCCGACACCGGCUGAGAGAGCCGAAUUCGCCAGACAAAUAUCGGCACCUGCCACUCAAGACUUCAGGGUCACCAGGGGGCUGUUUCACGGCCCCAAACAACAUCAACCAAACGUACCAGUCCAGGCAGCCGCCGCCGAAGAAGCAGGAGCCGUUGGCGGAAAAGAGAAAAGAGUAGAAGGGGCAGUUGGAGGUGAGGACAGCGAGGAGGACGAUACUCUGCAGUUGCUCUACGAGAGCCUGUCAAUUGAAGAGCCGACACAAGCUCCCAUCGUGACACCACCUAAACCAAUAGAGCCAACACGGCAAGGCCGAGCAAGAGGAAGGGGGCUACUGAUGCACUCGCAAGAGAGCCCCAGAGAACGAUCCAAAUCCAGAAUCGCCUGGAUUCGAAGACUGGCGGAGAAACAAGAAGGAAAUUAGAUUCCCUCCAUUGUUCCAAUAACAUCACUGUAUUCUAGGAAUGUCGUCUUGUCGUCGAUAAAUACAGGAUGUGUCUUUCUUCCAUAAAUUUACUCUAAUAAUAUUCAAAAAAAAAAAA
Molecule: messenger RNA, 949 nt
Organism: Daphnia magna
Lineage: Eukaryota; Metazoa; Arthropoda; Branchiopoda; Diplostraca; Daphniidae
Exons: 1
Source: RefSeq, a predicted model, not a curated record